Molecule: messenger RNA, 3501 nt
Organism: Leptosia nina
Lineage: Eukaryota; Metazoa; Arthropoda; Insecta; Lepidoptera; Pieridae
Source: the annotation of a GenBank genome assembly
AUGAUAAUUACUUCUAGAAUGAAUGUCAGUCAAUCAAAAAUGACUGUUAGUGCUUUCCGCGUCCGAUUAGCCCAUGAAAGAGCCUCCGGGAAACACAGUGAGUCAUGCGACAGUAAUGAACUUAACCUUGACCAGAAACAAAGCAAAUUGAGCAGCAAACGUGCGUACGAUGGAUUGAAGAAAAUAGUGCAAGAGAAACUCAAAGACGAUGGCAAAUUAAAUGCUGACGAUCUUAUUUAUUUACACGGAUUAUCGGAUAAAAAGUUUAAUGCAAAGACUAAAAUUAAGAUAGAUGACAAUAUUUUAGAGAAACAUGAGAAGGUGAAACAAAUUCCAAGUAAAAUUGAGAACACUGUUUUAAAAUUUACAACGUCUGCAGUUACAAAGUCUGCAAUCAUUCAAAAAACAAAAGACGACGAUAGUGAUGAUGAUGACGACGACGAAGAUAUUCCUAGUGACAAAGACACCGAAUUCGAAGAAAACGGUUUAGAUGAUGUUGAUAUACAAGAUGAAAACGGUGAUAGUGACAACAAAAGUGAAGAUGACAACAAUGAAGAGGAAGAACGAGAUAGCAAAAAGAAUGAUAGUGACGAAGAAAGUGAUGAAAAUGAAGAAGAAAUAGUAAUAGAAAUAAAAGCAGUACCAAAGACUGGAAAAGCAUCUACUCCAAUCAGCAUACAGAAAUUCAAUAAAGAAGAAAAUAAAGAUGAUCCAAUCCCUCAGAAAGUGACUCUUAAAACUAAAGUAGAAAAUAAAGACCCAGUUAAAGACCUUAAAUCCAGCACACCCAUAAAACGCCCAAACGAUAUGAAAGAUAAAAAGGCAGAAAAAAUUGAAGAUGACAUACAAAAACAAGAAGCAAAAACUACCCCAAAAAUUGAUAAACCAACGGAUGUUCUUGAAAAAAUUAAAGUGAAAUCACAUAUAGAAGCAGGAAAAUUACAGAGUCACUUAAUUUCAAAGGACCAAGAGAAAAUCUUACCGCCGAAAGACGAAAUUAAAAUCGAGAAGACAUUAAAAAAAGAUUCAGAAAGCUUACAAGCAUCGAAAGAUUCUAAGGUAAAAGGUAAAAAAAGUGAUAAAAUAAAACAGUUACCUGAUGCAUCGCACACGAAAAUUUUACUACAAAGCGAGUUCGAGGAUUUUUAUGGAUUUUUUCCAACGUUUGCACCGAAUUUUUCACGCGUACAUAAUCCGGAGUGUCGCCGACACGGACAAAUAUUGCUGAGGCAGUUACGUGGGACAAAACUGUGGGCUCUAAAUAUGCUCGAUUCGACGGCAAAAAUUCCUUCGGGACUCCUACAAGGUAAUGGAAUACAACUUGGUGACUUUGACCAGUGCUUGGCCAGCCGUGCCCGUGUUCAGCUCGAGACCGGCAGCAUUGUUAAAGUUCAGGGGAAAUACUGCUUGGCAACAAUGGAUGUGAAGGCGGAGACUCCAGACUUGGAGGUGGCGGUGGAUUUUCUUCAGGGCAGGAAUUUAAUCAAGGGAAGAGUUAGUGAUCCAGGUCACUUCGUACCAAGAUUCUCAACGCUGAGUUGGGGUGUCUGCGUACCAUCGCCAUGUAGUCCUAAAGAUGUUGAGGUCAUCAUCACAGAGGCAACAAAGCAAUAUCAGCGGAUUGGAGUGACCUUGAACGUUGAGGUGGAUGAACUGGAUUGCCACGUGCAGCAGAAAGGGAGCUGGUGGGAAGGUUGGAUGGAAAUACCGACGCUUUUAACUUUAUCGUUCUACGCUGCCAUUUUGUGUCUAGUGUUAAUAGCGACUUGUCAAGAUUUACUAGCUGAAAAUAGAGGUUCUGUUGAAGAAUGUAGUCCUGAUGAAAAACAGGAUACAAACGGGUCCAAACCGCGUUCAGAUGGUUUUAUCAGCGCCUUCUCCCUAACUCGGACCCUGAAGAAGCUAGUGGCACCAGCUGGAGCUGACGAGAUACCAAGUAUUCAUGGGCUCCGAGCUAUAGCUACAAUAUUUCUCAUUGCUGCUCACAAGUUCCUGCCAAUUGCUCACAUCCCUUAUACAAAUAGAAUAAAAUUGGCUGAGGUCGUCUCGUCACCAAUCUGGUCAUGGUGCAGAGUUGGUUGGGUGAUGACUGACUGUUUUCUCUUACUCAGUGGAACCCUCACUGCCUACCGAACUUCAGAUAAAACCAGUGCGUUUAACAAACUAGCUUCAAGAUAUUUGAGAUUGACCCCAGCUCUUUUAGCAGUUAUCUGGUUUUAUGCCUACAUUUGGGACAAUAUUUCAUUUGGACCAAGAUGGGGUGGUCUUGUUACGAAAAACGCGGAGAUCUGCCGUGAAGGAUGGUGGUGGAAUAUGUUUUACUUACAGAACUAUUUUGGAUUGGAAAAUAUGUGUGCACCACAAACCCAUCAGCUGGCGUUAGACAUGCAGCUAACGAUCGUUGGAAGCUUCUUAGUCUGGGCCAUACAAGCUGAUGUCGUGGGUUCAAGACUUGCGAUGCCAUUAAUUCACCUCUACGCAGCUUAUUCUCGUUAUGCGACCUUCAGGGAUCAUAGACUUACUAUGAUUGCGUAUCAUGGUGUUAGUGUAAGUCAACUGUACCGUACUGGCCGGAUGAGCUAUACGUCCAUUUUACACCGCAGUACCUCCUAUUUGGUCGGUAUCAGUUUGGGAUUAGCGCUACGGAAUACAGCUCAGUAUGGCAAGCUCUUAAUAUUCACGGGAUGGGUCCUGAGUGCUGGUCUUUGGGGAUCUGUCCUAUGGGCAGGUUACGACAGUGGCUUUCUCAACUAUCAGUAUAACGUGACCUUUGCUGCUCUGUAUGCGGCGGGUGCCCCUGUUGCGACCGCUUUAGCCUUCGCCUGGCUGCUCUACGCUGCCCAUAAUGGAUAUAGCGAUACUCUUUCGAGCCUACUCUGCAGUCGACCUUUGCUCAUUAUCAGUAGGCUUUCUUAUGCCAUCUACCUGACACAGUUUAUUGUCUUUCUGACAAACGCAGCCACCGUUAAGACAUCCACCGAAUUUACGCUUUUAUCUGUGAUCGACUUCCAAGAAAUAUCUGCGAUAUUUCUGUCCGGCGUUCUUUUAACUUUGACUUUAGUUUUUCCUAUGCAGGCGUUGCCAAAUAUAUUAUUUAAGGAAAGGAAAGAAGAACAUCCAGUAGAAGAAUUAGAAAAUAAAAUAGAAAACGAAGAAACAGAACCUCAAGUUGAAACAAAACCAACGUUACGAAAGCCACUUUUAGCUCACAGAGAGUUAUUAGAGGAAAUACCUGAAACGGAGAUUGAAUAUGAAGCACAAAGAGAUAAUCAAAGUCUAGAAGAAAUUUUGGAAGAGGAUGACGAUAAUUUAGAAGAUGACAGAAUAGACGACGAUGAAUUGGAAGUUAUAGAAGAGGAAGAAGAGGAAGAGAAAACAUGCGAAGAAGAUUUUUGGGCUCAACAGGAUAUGAACCCAGAAAAACCGGAUCACGAUCUGGAUGAAUGGGAAUGGACAAAUGGAAACCGGGGAGGCGCUCAAUAUUAUCGAUACAGUAGAUAA